Molecule: messenger RNA, 1128 nt
Organism: Anopheles nili
Lineage: Eukaryota; Metazoa; Arthropoda; Insecta; Diptera; Culicidae
Exons: 3
Coding region: 63-722 (219 amino acids)
Source: RefSeq, a predicted model, not a curated record
UCGGUAGUGAGUGCAAAAGUGCGAAAGCAGAGCCUAAGAACACUCCCAGCCCCAGCUCCAUCAUGUCUGUACUGCGGACACUGGCGCUGUUGGCCAUUUGGGCCACUGUCGUCCUGGCUCAGCGCCGUCUGGCCCUUCCGGAUCCGAGAAGUUGCGCCAAUCGUGUGCGACACGCGACGUACCGAGAUGCUCGUGGUGUCGCUCAUUCGUACUUCUUCAGCUGGGAGCAUGCACCUACGCGUAGCCUGGAGGUAGAUUGGUUGGAUGCCCGGAACAUUUGUCGCCGGCAUUGCAUGGACGCUGUGUCAAUGGAGACGCCACAGGAGAACGAGUUCAUCAAGCAACGUGUGGCUCGUGGCAAUGUGCGGUACAUCUGGACGUCUGGACGUAAGUGCAACUUCGCUGGAUGUGAUCGACCGGAUCUUCAGCCUCCGAACGAGAACGGUUGGUUCUGGUCCGGUUCGGGUGUGAAGAUUGGUGCGACAACGCAGCGCAACACUGGCGAUUGGAGCUACACCGGCGGUUAUGGACAGCCGCAACCUGAUAACCGUGAAGCCGCCCAGGGUAACGAUGAGUCGUGCCUUUCGAUCCUGAACAACUUCUACAACGAUGGGCUGAAGUGGCACGAUGUGGCCUGUCAUCAUCUGAAGCCGUUCGUGUGCGAGGACUCCGAUGAGCUGCUGAACUUUGUGCGUUCGCGCAACCCAGGCAUCCGUCUGUAGGCGAUACUGCUACUACGGUGCUGCAGGUGUCUAUGGCUCAGUUGUUGUUGAGUGCAUCAUGUUUCGCAACGUUCGGUCAAUCGCCUCGAUGGGUUGAUGGACGGUUGUAGACCCCGAUGCAAACGAUCGAGACAGCCCCAGUGCAGACGUUUGGUCUGCGUUGUAUUAUCUCUGUUUAAUGCCUAUUUAUUGUACUGUAAGAAAAACGCCACCGGCCUUUCGGAAACCCAGACGCAGACGCAGACGCAAGAUUACGCACGCAAGUGUGCAGGUACUUCCAGAUCCUCCCUCCCCUGGCAAAAACAAGCAAACGAAUGACAAAUCGGAUGAAUUAUUGUUUUUAAAUUUGUAAGUUUUUGUUUUCGGUCGAACGAGAAUAAAAAAGUACGGAAACAUUGUUGUACAA